Neltuma alba is the source of this 417-nucleotide messenger RNA. Its product is annotated as phosphoglycolate phosphatase 1B, chloroplastic-like. Gene Ontology annotation, cellular component: cytoplasm. The transcript has 3 exons. Lineage: Eukaryota; Viridiplantae; Streptophyta; Magnoliopsida; Fabales; Fabaceae. Gene Ontology annotation, molecular function: phosphatase activity. The record is from RefSeq and is a predicted model, not a curated record. Bases 1 to 417 code for a protein of 138 amino acids.
AUGGAGUAUCAGAAGAUGCAGACGAGUGGAAAAAGAAACAGGCUGCGCGGUUUUGUUUUGAUAGGCUUAGUAAUUUCCUUGAAGAAUGUAAUUAACAGUGUGCCACUUUAUGACUUUCAGUCAACAAGUGGGGGAUCUCUGGUUGGUGCUAUUAGUGGAUCUACACAACGUGAGACCCUAGUGGUUGGAAAGCCCUCAACUUCUAUGAUAGACUACUUAGCUAAGCAAAUUUGCAUGGUUGGGGUCAGACUAGACACUGAUAUUUUGUUCGGACAAAAUGGCGGCCGCAAAACUCUUCUUGUGCUGCCAGGGGUAACCCCAUUGGCCAUGCUUCAGAAUCCUAACAACAACAUACAACCAGACUUCUAUACCAACAAAAUUUCGGAUUUUCUUUCCCUGAAAGCUGCACCUGCAUGA